AUGGCAGUUUCUUCCACCAUUGCUUUUUCCGUGAAACGGUGUAAGCCUGAACUGGUGGUACCGGCAAAGUCUACACCACGUGAAAUAAAGAAACUCUCCGAUAUAGAUGAUCAAGAAGGUUUACGGUUUCAAGUUCCGAUGGUGUUUUUCUAUAAAAACAAUCCUUCAAUGAAAGGGAUUAAUCCAGUUGAAGUCAUUCGAGAAGGACUUGCGAAAGCACUGGUUUAUUACUAUCCCUUUGCUGGGAGGAUUAUGGAAGGAGACAACAGAAAACUUAUGGUUGAUUGCAAUGGCGAAGGCGUUUUGUUCGUAGAGGCUGAUGCAUAUAUCAGGCUUGAGCAGCUUGGGGAUAACAUAUUGCCGCCAUGGCCGUUUAUGGAAGAGUUUCUGCACGAUGUAUCUGGUUCGGGAGGGAUCAUUGGCUGCCCUCUUUUGUUGUUUCAAGUAACCAGAUUCAUCUGUGGUGGAUUUGCUUUGGGAAUCCGAUACAACCACACUAUGGCAGAUGCUUAUGGGAUGAUGCAAUUUCUAAAUGCUAUUUCUGAAUUAGAGAAAGGGGCAUCUACACCUUCUAUUCUACCUGUAUGGCAAAGAGAACAAUAUUUGAAUGCAAGAUAUCCCCCAAGAAUUACAUGCAUACACCAUGAAUAUGAACAAAUACCACAAUCCACAGACUUUAUGGAUUCGGACAAGCUAAUUCGGAUCGCCAUUUUCUUUACUCCUAAGGAUAUACAAGCACUUUAUAGUAAUCUAUCCUCGUCGGGAAGUUUUCGUAGAUGCUCGAGAUUGGAUCUAAUAAUAGCAUGCUUAUGGAAAUGUCGUACGAGUGCACUGAAUCCAUCUGAUCCAGACGAGACUGUUCGUCUUUCAAUCCUUACCAAUGUGCGUGAGAAAGGUGCAUCUGCACCUUCUAUUCUACCUGUAUGGCAAAGAGAACAAUAUUUUAAUGCAAGAUCUCCCCCAAAAAUUACAUGCAUACACCAUGAAUAUGAACAAAUAACACAAUCCACAGACUUUAUGGAUUCGGACAAGCUAAUUCGGACUGCUGUUUUCUUUACUUCUAAGGAUAUACAAGCACUUUAUAAUCAUCUAUCCUCGUCAGGAAAUUUUCGUAGGUGCUCAAGAUUUGAUUUGAUAGUAGCGUGCUUAUGGAAAUGUCGUACGAAUGCACUGAAUCCAUCUGAUCCAGACGAGACUGUUCGUCUUUCAAUCUUUACCAAUGUACGUGGCAAGCCAGGCCUGAAUCUACCGACUGGAUACUACGUUCAGUUAAUUCAAAAUGCAAAGGCUCAAAUGAGUGAAGAGUACAUUAAAUCAGUGGCAGAUCUUAUGGUGAUCAAGAAAAGACCCAAAUACGCAACAGAUUGGAAUUUCAUUGUUUCAAACAUAACUCGUUUAGGUUUCGAGAAGAUUGAUUUUGGAUGGGGCAAUGCAGUGUAUGGUGGAGUUGCUUCGGCCACUUCAAAUAUUAGUGUUUGUACUAAUAUCAAGAACGGUAAAGGAGAAGAUGAAGUUGUGGUACCAUUAUUCUUGCCACCAUUGGCUGUGGAAAAAUUCAAAUACGAGCUAGAAAAGAUGACUUGUGAACCGCUCUGCAAAAUGUAA
Fraxinus pennsylvanica is the source of this 1605-nucleotide messenger RNA. Lineage: Eukaryota; Viridiplantae; Streptophyta; Magnoliopsida; Lamiales; Oleaceae. The record is from the annotation of a GenBank genome assembly.